AUGGGGCUUAGCAAAGCCGCCUUUCUCUUUCUUUCCUUGCUCAGCUCAGUGAAAGGAGAUAUACUGGAUGACUAUUUAAGAACAGAUGGUGUUUGGAUACUUACUCGAAAUAAGCAGUUUUACAAGACAAAUAAUGAAAAAGAAUGUGCAGAGAAAUGUGAAGCAGAAAGAAAUUUUAAUUGCAGGGCCUUCGUAUUCACCAGGAAAAAGCUACAGUGUUUAACACUGGCUGAAAAUGCCAAAAUGACAGUGACGUUCAACAGCAUGGAUGCAGUUCUUUAUGAGAAGAAAAUUUAUCUUCUACAGUGUAAAAAAGGGAGUGGGAAGGACUACAGAGGAACUGAAGCCAAAACUUGGAGGGGUAUUCCAUGCCAGAAGUGGGCAGAAAACACACCUCACAACCCAAAUUAUACACCUGAGAAACACCCCAAUGCAGGACUAGAGCAGAACUACUGCAGAAAUCCUGAUAAUGAUCAAAAUGGACCCUGGUGUUACACAACAGACCCUGCUACCAGAUAUGAUUACUGCAACAUCCCGGAGUGUGAGGGCCAGGUCGUGCACACUGGAGAAGGCCCUACAUUGGAGUGCAUGCACUGUAAUGGUGAAGAAUAUCAUGGAGAAGUUUCCAGAACAGAGUCUGGGCUUAAGUGCCAGAACUGGGAUGCCCAAGAGCCUCAUAUGCAUGGAUUUACCUUGAAACACUUUCCAGGGAAGGAUCUGAAGAAGAAUUAUUGCCGUAAUCCUGACGGCGAAGUUCGGCCCUGGUGUUUCACUACCAGCCCUUCCAAACGCUGGGAAUAUUGUAACAUUCCUCGUUGCACUACACACCCACCAGUUUCUGGCCUGGGUUCCCAGUGUCUUUCAGGGAAAGGAGAAGACUAUCGAGGCACGAUAGCCAUCACCGAAUCGGGGAAUGCCUGCCAGCACUGGAACACACAGUUUCCUCACAGACAUGGCUGGAUUCCUGACAGAUAUCCCUGCAAGGGCUUAGAGGAAAACUACUGUAGAAAUCCUGAUGGAGAGAAGAGGCCUUGGUGCUACACCGUCAACAGCAACGUUCGAUGGGAAUAUUGUGCAAUUCCCCACUGUGGUGGCACAGAACAAGGGAUUGCUGAUGCGCCUGUGCAGGUUCCCCUGUCAGAGGAGUGCUACCAAGGCAAAGGCCAGAGUUAUCGUGGCACAGCUUCCAUCACUGUAUCAGGAAAGAAAUGCCAGGCCUGGAACUCCAUGUUCCCACACAGGCAUGAAAAAACCCCGGACAGAUUCCCAAAUGCGGAUUUGAGGGACAACUAUUGUAGAAACCCAGAUGGUGAUAACAGCCCAUGGUGUUUCACCACUGACCCCAGCAUGACAUGGGAGUACUGCAAUCUCAGGAGGUGUGAUGAUCACACACAAGACCCCACACCUAAUGACGCUUCUGCAACAAUGGCACAGAAUGUUGGGCUGAUUACACCCACCACAUCUGACUGCAUUAACGGUAAUGGUAAAGACUAUCGUGGCACAGUAGCAAAAACUGGAAGGGGCAGGAUUUGUCAAGAGUGGAGUUCUCAGAAACCUCAUAGCCACAAGUAUUUCACUCCUGUGACUCAUCCAAGGGCAGGACUGGAUAAAAAU
Molecule: messenger RNA, 1614 nt
Organism: Eurypyga helias (sunbittern)
Lineage: Eukaryota; Metazoa; Chordata; Aves; Eurypygiformes; Eurypygidae
Product: plasminogen-like
Exons: 12
Molecular function (GO): endopeptidase activity; signaling receptor binding
Source: RefSeq, a predicted model, not a curated record